AUGGCACUCCUGGAAGCGGUCCUCUUCUCCUCCCUCUGGGCUUUUGGCCUUGGACAAUUAACGUGGGAGCAACCUGAAAUAUCAGUUACUGGAGCAAGACAUAAGAGUGUAGUUAUAUCUUGCAAGGUGUCCUCUGCAGACUUUAGCAAAGAAUACAUCCACUGGUACCGGCAUAAACCAGAUCAGGGUAUAGAACAUCUAGCAUACGUCGUAACAGACCCUGCUCUACUUCACUUAGGAGAGAAGAAAAACAAGAUUGAGGCCAGAAAAGACAUCCCCACUUCCACUUCUACCUUGAAAAUAAAAUUCUUAGAGAAAGAAGAUGAGGCCACGUACUACUGUGCCAGAUGGUCAGCAGGGGAUGGCAAGAGAGUCAAAGUGUUUGGUUCUGGAACACAGCUCAUUGUUACAGAUAGAAGCCUUGAUGUAGACAUGUCUCCCAAGCCCACUAUAUUUCUUCCUUCGAUUGAUGAAAUAAACCUCCACGAGGCUGGAACACAUCUUUGCCUUCUCGAGAAUUUUUUCCCUGAUGUUAUUAAGGUCUAUUGGAAAGAAAAGAAUGGCAACAGAGUUCUGGAAUCCCAGCAGGGAAAUAUCAUCAAGACUAAUGAUACAUACAUGAAAUUCAGCUGGCUGACCGUGACUAAAAGGUCAAUGGAUAAUGAACACGUAUGUAUUGUCAAACACGAGAAUAAUAAAGGAGGAAUUGAUCAAGAGAUUCUUUUCCCUUCAAUUAACAAAGAGGUCACUACACAUGCCUGCGUGAAAAAAGGAAGUGAUUCCCUGCAGCUGCAGCUCAUGAACACCUGUGCCUACUAUACCUACCUCCUUCUCCUCCUCAAGAGCUCGGUCUACUUUGUCAUCGUCGCCUUCUGUGUGUGUAGGAGAACAGCUGUCUGCGGCCAUGGGAAGAGCUCGUGACAGAGGGGACCACAAAGGGGUCACCUUUCCUUCAUCAUCUCUUGUCUCUAAAAGUGUCUGCUGAGGAUCUAGCUGGGCUUCCUUUCUGGGUUUGGGUUAUUUCAGUUCACAUGUGUAUUCUUCUAUGUGCCAUUAUUGUGUAAGGGCUUUUCAAACCACUGGGCAAGCAGACAGUUUGACUCCGUAACAGGGAAUUCUGCCACUACUCAGGGGCAGGGCCCAGGGCUGGCCCAGGGGAGCCUCUCCCACCACUGUCCCCACAACCUCAUCAGCUCCUCCUGCCCCCGAGUCCUCGUGUCUCCUGAGGGCACACAGCGGGCAGCUCCCCUCUCCUCCCUCAGUGCCUCCACCCAGAUCACGGCCCUGACCCUCCCUGCCACCCACCCUGGGGCCGCCAGCUUUGCCACUUGAAUCCUGUCCUUUGA
Messenger RNA from Physeter macrocephalus (sperm whale), 1346 nucleotides. RefSeq names its product TCR gamma alternate reading frame protein (gene TARP). The transcript has 7 exons. NCBI's taxonomy places the organism in Eukaryota, Metazoa, Chordata, Mammalia, Artiodactyla, Physeteridae. The record is from RefSeq and is a predicted model, not a curated record. The coding region runs from base 1 to 921 and encodes 306 amino acids.